AUGCUGGGCAUCACAGUCUUGGCCGCGUUUCUGGCUUGUGCCUCCAGCUGUGGGGUCCCCACCUUCCCGCCCAACCUAUCAGCCCGAGUGGUGGGAGGAGACAAUGCCAGGCCCCACAGCUGGCCCUGGCAGAUCUCCCUUCAGUACCUCAAGAAUGACACGUGGAGACACACCUGCGGUGGCACCUUGAUCGCCAGCAACUACGUGCUCACAGCUGCCCACUGCAUCAGCAACACUCUGACCUACCGAGUGGCCCUGGGGAAGAACAAUCUGGCGGUGGCUGACGAGGAAGGCUCCCUGUACGUCGGUGUGGACACCAUCUUUGUCCACGAGAAGUGGAACUCCUUCCUGCUGCGCAACGACAUUGCCCUCAUCAAGCUGGCGGAGUCUGUGGAGCUGAGUGACACCAUUCAGGUGGCAUGCCUGCCCGCGGAGGGCUCCUUGCUGCCUCAGAACUACUCCUGCUAUGUCACCGGCUGGGGCCUUCUCUGGACCAACGGCCCCCUCGCUGACGAGCUGCAGCAAGGCCUGCAGCCUGUGGUGGAUCAUGCCACAUGCACCCAGUGGGACUGGUGGGGUGCCUUGGUGAGGAACACCAUGGUGUGUGCCGGAGGGGACGGCGUCAUCUCAGCCUGCAACGGGGACUCGGGAGGCCCGCUGAACUGCCAGGCAGAGAACGGUUCCUGGGAGGUGAGGGGCAUCGUCAGCUUUGGCUCCGGGCUGAGCUGCAACACCUUCAAGAAGCCCACGGUCUUCACCCGGGUGUCCGCCUACGUUGACUGGAUCCGCAAGGUGGAAAACGCAGCUGUGAUUCAUCCUCGGAAGCCGGGCAGCAAAUAG
This is a messenger RNA of Pteropus alecto (black flying fox), 840 nucleotides long. It is a transcript of the gene CTRC, whose product is annotated as chymotrypsin C. The transcript has 8 exons. The coding region runs from base 1 to 840 and encodes 279 amino acids. Gene Ontology annotation, molecular function: serine-type endopeptidase activity. Gene Ontology annotation, biological process: proteolysis. The record is from RefSeq and is a predicted model, not a curated record. NCBI's taxonomy places the organism in Eukaryota, Metazoa, Chordata, Mammalia, Chiroptera, Pteropodidae.